AUGGACGAUGUCCUGACUCCUGACCCCCUUCGCAACAGUCCUGUUCUGUUCUCUUCUCCUCACAGCUACGUACGGCUACACCAUCACGAUAGCAUGGACCACUUGCACAUGGAUCACGGUCACAUGGACCACGACAUGCCCGGCAUGGACCACGGCCACAAGUGCAACAUGAACAUGCUGUUCACGUGGGACACGACAGACCUCUGCGUCGUCUUCCGCAGCUGGCACAUCAGCGGCACCUUUUCGCUGAUCGUAGCGCUCGUCGGCAUCGUACUGCUCACCGCCGGCUACGAGGCUGUGCGCGAGGCGUCGAGGCGGUACGAGGCGCAUGCCAACAAGGCGCUCGAGGGCAGAAGGGGCGGUGAUGAUCUGAGAGGUGAGUUCAUGCUCUUCUUGUCUAACGUGAAGCGCUCGUGCGGCGCAUGGGGGAUUGCGGGCAUGUCUUUCCUUGCUUCGUCUACCACACGUUGGAACGACAGCUGAGUUCAGCGCGCGAAAGACGGCAUCACGACCGAUGAAUCGAGCUCAUUGCUUCACUCAGGGAGAAACGCGGGAGGCAGUGCUGAGCAGCAGGCGAAGCUUGUCAAGGCUGCGCUGUAUGCUGUGCAGGUCUUCUAUUCGUUCUUCAUCAUGUAAGUUGGAUCCGGCAAGUCUUUGGUGCAUGUGCUGGAACUGAUACUUGCAGGUUGUUGUUCAUGACAUACAAUGGCUGGAUCAUGCUUGCUGUUGCUGCUGGAGCGUUCGUCGGCUACUUGCUUUUUGCCAACUCGAGCCCUACCAAAUCGGCUGCUUGCCACUAG
Ascochyta rabiei is the source of this 800-nucleotide messenger RNA. RefSeq names its product copper transpport protein. Lineage: Eukaryota; Fungi; Ascomycota; Dothideomycetes; Pleosporales; Didymellaceae. The coding region runs from base 1 to 483 and encodes 160 amino acids. Gene Ontology annotation, cellular component: membrane. Gene Ontology annotation, biological process: copper ion transmembrane transport. The record is from RefSeq and is a predicted model, not a curated record. Gene Ontology annotation, molecular function: copper ion transmembrane transporter activity. The transcript is spliced from 2 exons.